CCCUCCCGUUUCGAAGUCUCGCGAGGCUUAAGGCUGCGGUAGGAGGUCGGAGGCAGAAGGACGGAGUCGGUCGUUGUUUGCUUCUCGUUGUAGCCUCCCCUCCCGCCCCGGGCCGUGUCGUGCUGUGUCCGGCCUGAGAGGAGGAUGUCGGGUUCCGGGUCGCUCCCCCUCGCGCUCUGCCUGUUGCUGACCGCCGCCAGCCUCAUCUCGGGUCCCGCCGCAGCGCAGAACGCUGGGUUUGUCAAGUCGCCCAUGUCAGAAACUAAACUCACAGGGGAUGCCUUUGAGCUGUACUGUGACGUGGUUGGGAAACCCACUCCAGAGAUCCAGUGGUGGUAUGCUGAAGUCAACCGGGCUGAGUCUUUCAAACAGCUGUGGGAUGGUGCUCGGAAGCGCCGUGUCACCAUUAACACUGCCUACGGGGCGAACGGCGUGAGUGUGCUGAGAAUAACCCGCCUUACAUUGGAAGACUCUGGGACUUACGAGUGCAGGGCCAGCAACGAUCCCAGGAGGAAUGACUUGAGGCAAAAUCCCUCCAUAACGUGGAUUCGAGCCCAGGCUACGAUAAGCGUCCUUCAGAGUGAGUUCAGCACCCUACAGUACAUAUAUGCUUUCCAUUCCAGAGUCACUGCAGGGAUUUUGAAACUCAGAGCAGACGAGUCGGGGGAAUACUUAUGUGUGUUCGUGUUUGCUAACUCGCCUGUAGCCAACGCCACUAUAGAAGUGAAAGCUAUUCCUGAGAUCACUGUCCACAAGCGAAGUGAGAACAAAAAUGAAGGGCAGGAGGCAGUCAUGUAUUGCAAGUCUGUGGGCUUCCCCCACCCCGACUGGGUGUGGCGCAAGAAGGUCAAUGGAGUAUUUGCGGAAAUCAACAACUCCUCUGGCCGAUUCUUCAUUACAAAUAAAGACAAUUACACGGAGCUGAGUAUCACAAACCUCCAGAUAAGUGAGGAUCCCGGCGAGUAUGAGUGCAAUGCAACCAAUCCAAUUGGCUCUGCCUCUGCCACCACCAUUCUGCGAGUGCGCAGCCACUUGGCCCCUCUCUGGCCCUUCUUGGGGAUAUUGGCAGAGAUUAUCAUCCUUAUUGUUAUCAUAGUGGUUUAUGAGAAGAGGAAGCGGCCAGAUGAAGUCCCAGACGACGACGAACCAGCUGGGCCAAUGAAAAGCAAUUCUACAAACAAUCACAAAGAUAAAAACUUACGCCAGAGAAACACAAAUUAAAAAUAAUGCGUAUAAUAGCUUUAAGUUUCUGAGAGACUGAUGGCAAUAUAACCUGCUAAAAUAAUGGUUGGAACUCUUGGUUCUAGAACUCCAGUUCUAUUUGAUUUUUCCUUUCAAGUGAGCAACAAUAUGACUGUCUAAAAAAGCAUGCCUUAUUUAGCCUGUCCUGUAAGGAUGACAUACCCAGACACAUUUUAACAAUGCUUCAGUGUAGAAGGUGUAAACUAUUUUGGGCUUGAUGUGCUGUGAAUGUUGCUUUUUUCCCUUAAGGUAUUUAAACAUUAGAAGUAAAGUCAAAACAUGCAUGCGCCAUUUUUUACUUUCUUAAUGUAGCUGUUAAAUUGGCAAAGCUCUAAAAUGCACUGCUGCCAUCUAGUGAUAACUUUUUGUAAAGUACAGCAAAACCUAAAAAUAUAUACAAUAUAUAUUUAUAUUUUUUGGGAAGAAGAAAACCAAAAUACAAUAAGUGUUUCAUUUUUAAGCUGCUGAUAUUCAUUCCUUAUAUUGUAUGUCUGAGAGAUGAGAGAAUUAUACUGUUCUGGUACUUAAAGAGGAGUAAUAUAAAUUGAAAUUAUUUUAAGGGCUUAACCUAUAUAGAAAGAUUUGGGUGUCCUAUAAUCAGACUUUAAAAGCUGGAACAGUUCAACAAAGGGUGAUGAAUUGUAGUACAAACUUCAGUUUAUAUAUAUAUAAUAUAUAUAUAUGAGAUUGCUUUUUAAGUGAUUUUUUUGUUUUGUUUUGUUAAGUCAUGUAAAUUCUCAAAUCCUUUUGCACUGAUGUGUUCAACAUAUUCUUGUACAUUCAAUUCAGGCAACUUUUAUAAUUUACUUUUUUUGUUUUAAAUGAUGUUGAAAUGUUACUGCAUGGUGAUAUUCUAUGCAACUAGUAAUACUCUUCAGUUUGACACUGUAAUUUCUCAUGUUCAUUUAAAGAUUGAUUGUAGAAUUACAGACCUAACAGGGUUCUCAUGCCGUGCAUAACUGUAGAUGCAUGAACUUGUGUUCUGUGUAUUUGUUGAAGUGCAAUGAUGUAUAAAAAGUGGAUUCACCUGUUUUUAAAAAUAAAACACUGACCAAAAAAACCCCA
Trachemys scripta elegans is the source of this 2307-nucleotide messenger RNA. It is a transcript of the gene NPTN, whose product is annotated as neuroplastin. Lineage: Eukaryota; Metazoa; Chordata; Testudines; Emydidae. The record is from RefSeq and is a predicted model, not a curated record. Bases 145 to 1221 code for a protein of 358 amino acids. The transcript is spliced from 9 exons. Gene Ontology annotation, molecular function: cell-cell adhesion mediator activity. Gene Ontology annotation, biological process: dendrite self-avoidance; axon guidance; homophilic cell-cell adhesion. Gene Ontology annotation, cellular component: axon; plasma membrane.